CGUCAUGGGGUGGUUCUUCUAGAUUCUGAGAAGAGAGCUGGAGGUAAAUGGUUGUGAAAGUCUAUCAGGAAAUAUAAAUAUAUUAGCUCGACUGAACUUACCAUGGCUGAAGAAGAAGAAGUUCCAACCCCAAUUGAAGACGAAGAACCAGAAGAAACCCCGGGUUACAAGCCUCCCGCUCAGAAAACUUUGCAAGAAAUUCAAACGUUGGACGCGGAUGACGAGUCUUUGGUUAGGUACAAGCAAAUGUUACUCGCCGGUGCGGGGGCAGCAGCUGAUGAAGGUGGUCCCAACGUGAAGGUCUUAAAAAUGUCAGUGAUCGUGGAAGGUCGUCCCGAUAUCGAGUUAGAUCUCACAGGAGACCUGAGCAAACUUAGAGAAAAACCAAUAGUCAUCAAAGAAGGGGCCAGUUACAAAAUCAAAAUAACAUUCAAGGUGGUACGUGAAAUUGUGGCUGGUCUUAGAUUUCAUCAAGUGACCUACAGGAAAGGUAUUAGAGUUGACAAAAGUAGCUUGAUGGUAGGAAGUUAUGGUCCGAAAGCAGAUCCUCAUGAAUACUUAACCCCAUGUGAUGAAGCACCCAAGGGAAUGUUAGCUCGAGGCCAUUACACAUCAAAGAGCAAGUUUAUUGAUGAUGACAAGAACUGUUACCUUGAGUGGGAAUGGGGAUUUGAUAUUAAAAAAGAUUGGGAAUAACAGCUAUUGGGCACAUGUCAAGAUGUAGAAAUUAGUUUUUUUUUUUUUUAAUGUAGGAAUACAAUCUAUUUGAAAAUUUUUUUUUCUUAAGUUUGAAUUUGAUGCUACACUGUAUGCACUUUUUUUGUCUUCAGGUAACUUUUUUUGACUGGCAGUGAUUAUCAAAAGAAGAAAUAACUACAAACGUAAUGUUAGAAUCUGUAUAAAGAUGCUUUCAUAAUAUUUUGAAGCUUUGUUUGUCUUGAGAUUGUGUGAAAAUAACUGUUGAUAUGAUCAAUAAUAAGAUCCAUCCAUCUAGACCUCAAGCAAUCUUUAUUAAUUUAGUUAAUUGACAUUGAUGGAAAAAUUUCUUUGCUUCACUUAAGGAGUUUGUUUUGUCACAGUCUUGUUGUUUUAUUUCUUUUGGCUGGCAUGGCGGAUUACCUGGAGAAAGAGAACUGCUGGUAGUCCUCUCAUUUACCUAGCUUUCCUUUGUGUGCUGUGAAAUGUACCGUGUUAGAUGGAAGAUCCCUCGGGUGUCCUCGCAUGCAACCAGUUACAAAUAAAGUUUUUGCCCAAAAUAGAAGAGGAUCAAAUUUA
Pocillopora damicornis (cauliflower coral) is the source of this 1275-nucleotide messenger RNA. Its product is annotated as rho GDP-dissociation inhibitor 1. Gene Ontology annotation, cellular component: cytoplasm; cytosol; membrane. Gene Ontology annotation, biological process: Rho protein signal transduction. Gene Ontology annotation, molecular function: Rho GDP-dissociation inhibitor activity; protein binding. Lineage: Eukaryota; Metazoa; Cnidaria; Anthozoa; Scleractinia; Pocilloporidae. The record is from RefSeq and is a predicted model, not a curated record.